GAAACAAUGAGAGAUCCAAAACACAGCUUUCCUGUUGUCUGCAAUCUAUCCUGCAACCUGCAGUUGUUUGAAUUUUGCAAUGCAGUUCGCCAACCGUUUACAAAAAAAAAAGAGUAUAUACAAGGGGAAAGUGUGCAUAAACAUGAAUCUCUGCGUGAAAAUAACAUGCAAAAAUGCAUUAUAUGAGAAGAAACAGCUUGCAAGAAUGUGCACAUUAGUCAAAACUGUUUACCAAAAAAAGAGAGUUUAUUAGGAACAAUUCUUGCUAAAACGCUGGAGAAUUUUCAGGCCGAUUUCCAUCCCAGCAGAAUGUCCAGCUCGGGUGUGAAGUGUGUCACGACCCCAUGUGUUGCAUCAUGUCCGGAUGCGAAAGUGGUGAUACAUCCGCCGCCAUUAGUUCUCACCCUACCAGGUCUGAGCCUCACCACAACCCCAAAUCAGUGCCUCGUGGAAACCAAGACUUCGUGUCUCACCAAUGGCUCUGAGGAGAACAAAGGUGGAUGCUCCACAGCGGUUGUUACUAAAUCCACAGGUCUGCGGGCCCUUUCUGGUGGAGAUACUCCAUGUUGUACGACCACCUGCCCUGACUCGCAAGUGGUGAUACAACCACCACCUGUUUGCAUUACAAUCCCAGGGGCAGUCCUAUCCAGCUAUCCCAAUGAAUGCCUCAUAGAAACCUCCAACCCCUGUGUCCCCAGUGGAUCCCAACCACGUGCCAUUGCCCGCUCGACAUCCUCUUCUGACUGCUGCCUUACCCCGCACCGUAUGUCUCGUUCUACUUCUGUCCCAUGUGGGCUCAACAGCACACCAGUUUGCAUGACGCAAGGCCCCAGCUCCAAAGUGGUGAUACACCCUCCGCCAAUUGAGGUCACCAUUCCCGGCCCUAUUCUUGAAAUUGCUGCGGAGGAGUGCGCGGUUGAAGUCUACAACCCAUGCACCACUGCCGGCGCUUUAACAAGUGGCGAAGAAAAGUGUGCCAUCACCAGUGGUGAAGAAGGGGAAGUCAAAGCCCUGACGGCACGUGCUUUGUCCUGCACAACUGUGUGUGGGGUGUUGGGUGCUUCUUCCUCAUGCAUCUCCCAAGGACCAGAGAUGAAGAUUGUCAUCCAGCCCCCUCCGAUUGAAGUAGACCUUCCUGGACCAAUUCUUCAAGUCUUUCCGGAAGCAUGUAAAGUGGAAACGCUUAACCCAUGUGCUCCUGAGACCCAGGCACUGUGCAGCAGCAGCGAGGCAACUACCUCGACAGACCUUGCCACCAAGAACACCUCGCUGUAUGCCAUUAAACGCCCUCUGCCUGACAUCAGAAGGCCUGCUCGCCCUUGGGCUGAGAUGUACAGCCGAUCCUUAACUCCGAGAGCCAUUAUUGCCCAGCCAUCUCGGUUUUCCAAAUACCGCCGUAGCUUCAGUACUACAAGCUGUCAGUCAUCCUACUGAGCUCCCCCAUAUGUAUGGAACAAGGGACUGCUGGAGCAAGGAUGGGCUUCAUGGUUUCAUCAAUGGAAAAGAGUCUUCAUCCUCAACACUUAUUGAACAGAUGGACAAUAUUCUUGAGUUCUCUCUCGGUGCUUUGGAGCCAGGAGCUAAGAUGUGUUUUCUCUAAUAUUACAUCCAAUUGGGUCCCUUUGGGAUCCAAGUGUGAACAUUCUAAACUCCUGGACCCUGUCGAUUGCAAUGUUUACAUGUCCUUAACUCUAUCUGCCAUCGUUGGCCCCGUUUCUCUUGAUGGGGCAGCAUGGUGCGCUGCAAAUGAACAGAAUUCAAUGGUGCCUUAAAGGGAGAGCAGUGUGCCUCCAAAUACCAGUUACUGAGAAUCACAAGUAGGGAGGCUUGGUGUUUCAUUUGGGUCCCACUUCUGGGCUUCCCAGAGACAUCAAGGUUGGGCCCUGCAAGAACAGGAUGCUAGACUAGAUGGGCCUUUGACCUGACCCAGCAGCCGGGUUCUUCUUAUGUUCUUAUGAACAGUUACUUUAAUUUCAUUUUUUGCUAUUAUAGUGUAAAAUCACUGAUAAUUUAAUGUGAAAUCAAGAACUAUGGUUGGUUAUCAUAUCUGAGACCAUGGCUAUAGGCUAUGGGCAGUAUGCAGUUGACACUUCCCAUCAGCACAAGGAUUUCCACUUGGACAACAGGACUUGCCCGCCCCUCACUUCCCCUAUGUUUGCCCUGUGCUGUCCCCAUAUCUGCUCCAGAGGGUUGUGAGAAUCCCUAGAACAGAUUUAGGGUUGUUGUUGUUUUUUUAAAAAAAAAUACUUUUGGGAUUUCAUUAAAAAGAAAAAAAAGAUCUAAAAGGGGGGAAAAGUAGGUGUAAGGAGCAAAAAAAAAAAGCUCUGUCAGCUCAUGUUAACAAAACAUUUAAACAUCCAUACCUCCAUUUCAGUUUAUACAUAUGGAUCAAUAUGUUUCAUUCAAAUGUGUCUCCAGAUGAAGUUGGUGUUUAUAGAAAAUAUGCUCAGAUGUAGCAAGGGAGUUUAGGUCAUCAAACCACUGUGUAACAGUUGGUGGGUAUUUGUCCUUCCAGGAUCCAAGUAUGUCUCUUAGUGACCAUUAAAGUCCAUUCUUGUUGAUCUGCCAUUAAUCUCCAUAUAGCAGGAAAAUAUUUUAAAAGCGCACAGACAUCUGCAAAAUUCAUGCAUGUCACCAAUGCAAAAUUAAUAUGGGCAACAACUUCAGACCAAAAAAGAAGAAGAAAAUAUAGAAACAUAGAACAGAUUUAGGGGGCAGAGAGGGGGAGAAUGUUCCACUGUGCAAGCAGAAAUCUUUGUGCUAAUGCAACAUUCGUGCAGCACUAGGUUGGCUUCGACCCAUGAAUCCUAUGCAGCCUCACCGAAGAGGCCUUAUUCCCCUCAAUGACGCUUACUUGUGAGUAAACAAGCAUAGAACCACAUGCUGCAUAAGACAUUCAAUUGCAGCCGGAGGACAUAGAGACAGGAAGAUUCCCUACUCCAUUAAAUUAUAUGUAAUAAUAAGUUUUUAAAUACUUAAAUAUUUACAAAUAGUUUUCAUCAUAAUUUAAAUAAAGCCAAAACUGUGGUUGUGUGUGAAAUGAUUUUUUUUAAAAAAAUCCAUUUGUAAAAGUGCAGAUGUGCCUAAUAAUAAAGCAAGACUAUUAUUGUUGUUGUUGUCAUCGUCAUCAUCAUCAUCAAACUCUCUUUUAUUAUGAAGAGCUAAAGAGGGGGAGAAGGGGGUCAUAUGUUUUGGAAUGGGUUUUUUUCAACCAGGAUGGUGAAGGGUCUGGAAUGCCUGAAAGAGUUUGUGAUGUUUCAUCUGGAGAAGAGAAGAUGAAGUGGAGAAACCAAAGUGGUCUUUAAAUAUCAGGAGUAGGGACAGGAGACAAAUUAAAUUAAUUUUGCAUUUAAAGCCAAAUUGAUCCUAUUUGCACUUUCCAAAACAAUACGAGAACUGAAAUCCAGCCAUCCUUUGAAAUAAACACUUCUCCAAAUUUUAGGAUGCAUUCAUACUCCAAGCAAUGUUUCUUUAAAUGAAUAUGUUAGGGGAAAGUGGGCAAUUUUUUUCUUUUAAAAAAAUGAAUAUAUGACUGUAAAUAACAUGGAAAAUGCAUCAGAUGAGGAGGAAUUGCUUGAAAAAUAUGUGUGUGUUAUUCAAAACUGCACAAAAAUGAGAUUAUUAGGAGAAAUUUGCACCAAAAUGCUGAGCAAUUUCCAUGAGGUUUUAAAAAAUAAAUAAACAAAAAAAUUACAAA
This is a messenger RNA of Rhineura floridana, 3697 nucleotides long. RefSeq lists its product as uncharacterized. The record is from RefSeq and is a predicted model, not a curated record. Gene Ontology annotation, molecular function: structural constituent of cytoskeleton. The transcript is spliced from 2 exons. Gene Ontology annotation, cellular component: intermediate filament. Lineage: Eukaryota; Metazoa; Chordata; Lepidosauria; Squamata; Rhineuridae. The coding region runs from base 310 to 1434 and encodes 374 amino acids.